ACUGCAUUUCCGAAUCGAACCGCCAUUAUAUUGCAUCUUCCAAGGAAGAAAAAAUUCCAGAUCGGAUCUAAGUGAUCUAUGAACUUUAAACAACUGACGUGCAAUUACCAGACAACUGUGUAACAAUUAAAUAAACUUUCUGACCCCCGAAAACAGCGGAAAAGCAUGUCGCAGUUUAAUUUCGUGAGCGAUUUGCAAAAUGCCUUGAUCAUGGACGGAGAGACGCGCGGACCUGCACCGCGUUGGAAAAAGAAGCUGGAGGCGUCUCUUAAUGGAAGCGCCAGUACCACCAGAUCCGUGCUGUCCGUCUCGUAUAACACCAGUUUCUCGGGCGUCCAGGCGCCAACAAAGACUCCGGGAAAGAACAGCGAGGGCAAGGCCAAAAAGUCCACAGUCACGCCCACAAAGACGCCCGGAGGCGGUGAUCGUUUCAUCCCGAAUCGGGCGGCCACCAACUUCGAGCUGGCACACUUUCUGGUUACCAAGGACUCUGGCGACAAGUCUGAUGAGGAGAACGAGAAGGCCACCACUAGCAACAACAACGAGAGCAAUGUCCAGGCUUCGGCUCACAAGGGAGAGCGGCAGAAACUACUCUCCGAGGUGGCCCAGGUUGGCAAUUCCAAAGGUGGCCGCAUUUUGUGCUACCAGAACAAGGCUCCAGCUGCUCCGGAAACGCACAACAACCCACUAAAAGUUGUGUACUCCAUAAAGACGCCCAUUUCCACAAAGAGUGGAUCACGCUAUAUACCCACCACUUCCGAGAGAAUUCUGGAUGCACCUGAUUUCAUCAACGAUUACUACCUUAACCUGAUGGAUUGGAGUGGCGACAACAUCGUGGCCGUGGCUCUGGGUAGCUGUGUCUAUUUGUGGAACGCCCAAAGUGGAAAUAUCGAGCAACUUACGGAAUUCGAGGAGGGCGACUACGCAGGAUCUCUGUCGUGGAUCCAAGAGGGACAAAUUCUAGCCAUUGGUAACAACACUGGGGCUGUGGAACUGUGGGACUGCUCUAAGGUGAAGCGUUUGCGUGUGAUGGAUGGACACAGUGCCCGAGUGGGAUCCCUGGCCUGGAACUCGUUCCUGGUUUCCUCCGGCAGUCGCGAUGGCACCAUCGUUCACCACGAUGUGCGUUCGCGGGAGCACAAGCUUUCGUCCUUGGCCGGACACACGCAGGAGGUUUGUGGCCUGAAGUGGUCAACGGACUUCAAGUACCUGGCCAGCGGAGGCAAUGACAAUCUGGUCAAUGUGUGGUCUGCAUCUAGCAGUGGCGUGGGAACUGCCAGCGACCCUCUGCACAAAUUCAACGAUCAUCAGGCUGCGGUGCGAGCUUUGGCCUGGUGUCCCUGGCAGCCGAGUACUUUAGCCUCUGGUGGCGGCACCGCCGAUCGAUGCAUUAAGUUCUGGAACGUUAACAAUGGCACCCUGAUGAAAUCAGUGGACUCCAAGUCGCAAGUCUGUUCGCUUCUGUUCUCACGCCACUACAAGGAGUUGAUAUCUGCCCAUGGAUUUGCCAACAAUCAACUGACUAUUUGGAAGUAUCCGACGAUGGUGAAGCAAGCCGAUUUGACUGGACACACAUCGCGUGUCCUGCAGAUGGCCAUGUCCCCGGAUGGCAGCACUGUAAUCAGCGCUGGAGCCGACGAAACCUUGCGCCUGUGGAACUGCUUUGCUCCCGAUCCCUUGGCGGAAAAGAAAGCGGUUUCCAAUAGCAAGGCCAAGCAGAGCGUGUUCCGCCAGAGCAUUCGCUAGUAGGAUUAUUUACCGCAUUUGAAACUUAGCCUACAAAUAAUUCAUGGUUGAAUAGUGGAGAUUUUUUCCAGUUUAGACAAUUAUUUUUUAGAAGCAUUGCCAAUUUAUUAGUUCCCGUCUCAUGUUUCGUAUUUUUGUAAUUAUGGAUAAAUCUUUUAAUGUGUAAGCCCCACCGACGAUAUAUGAAUAAUUAAAUUUUGUCAUUUACUUUUAUUUCUUAGAGUUAAGUUUGUGUGCGUAUGAAUAAAAUGCUUGACGUUCUGCAUC
Molecule: messenger RNA, 2013 nt
Organism: Drosophila elegans
Lineage: Eukaryota; Metazoa; Arthropoda; Insecta; Diptera; Drosophilidae
Gene: fzy
Product: cell division cycle protein 20 homolog
Exons: 3
Coding region: 166-1746 (526 amino acids)
Biological process (GO): positive regulation of ubiquitin protein ligase activity; positive regulation of anaphase-promoting complex-dependent catabolic process; anaphase-promoting complex-dependent catabolic process
Cellular component (GO): anaphase-promoting complex
Molecular function (GO): protein binding; ubiquitin ligase activator activity; anaphase-promoting complex binding
Source: RefSeq, a predicted model, not a curated record